AUGCCUCCCAAAAACGUUAAAGCCGCAUUGAUCCGGAUGCUGAAGAACUUAACCCCAGGUCAACUGGAGCACUUCCGCCACACGAUUCUGGACCGCAAGGAAGAGCCGCAGGUCACACGUGAUUCCCUGGAGGGCAAAGACUGUCUGGUGGUCGCAGAUGUCCUGGUCAACUACUUCACAGAGCCUGGAGCUAUAGAAGUGGCUCUGGAGACGCUGGGGGAGAUUGACUGUAACGAGCAAAAGAAAAGGCUCGCUGAGGCCUUAAAGGACCAAUCACUGCCUGUGACUACUGCUCCUGCUCCUGUUUGCAGAUUUGGUGACAUCAUGAAGGUGGAAACUACUGGUGCCUCCGCGCAAACAGCUCAGCAGGACAAACUGCCCUACUCAGGUUUGCAGGCGUCAUUCGCCAUGGCAGAGACUGACUUGAUGGACAUGAACAACUACAAAUCCAUCAUCCAAAACGUGGCUCGUGAGAAGGGACUUGAUCCAGCUCUCAUUGCUGCCAUCAUUUCCAGAUCAUGCAGGGCUGGAAAGACACUGAAAGGAGGCAGGGGGUGCUAUAACCCCCAGAGAGGAGAAUACGACACCUACGGGCUCAUGCAGCUUGAUGUCAAUCCAAAAGGAGGUGGACACAUCCCAAAAGGCGCAUGGGACAGCGAGGAACACCUCUCCCAAGCCAUCGACAUCCUGCUGCAUUUCAUGCUGCGCAUAAAGCAUAGAUUUUAUAACUGGACCAAGGAGCAGCAGCUGAAAGGAGGGAUAGCGGCCUACAACGCAGGGGACAUGAACAUCGACUCCUAUGAAAACGUGGACGCCAAAACCUCAUGCGGAGACUACUCCAACGAUGUUGUUGCCAGAGCUCAGUGGUACAAAAGCGAUGGUGGCUUUUAAAACCUGAGGCUGGGCAUGAAAAUGCUGUCCACAACCUUAGAAAAAGCAUAUAUGAAACAAUGUCUGUGUUCUGAUUUUAAUAAUAAAAAACUUCAACAAGUAUUACUCAUCAGAAGCAUCCAUAACUGUUAUAUGAAUCAGUGAUUGUCAAAUGGGGGUAGUUUUGAGUACUGCAGGGGGUACAUGAUACUUUUAUUAAAAAACUCUAUCAGUCAUGCAUAAUUCCUUAACAAUUAUACUGUAACAAGUGUAAUAAAAAUCUAAAUGCUUGUGGGAUAAACCACAUUUUAUAUUAAAUUAAAAAAAUGUAACUAUUUUCAAUUUUCUACACCAAAAAAGACCCCAUGGCUUGUUCGUACAGUCACUUAUUGACUAUAUAUUGAGAAGCAAUAGUUUACAUUUUUAAUGAAUGCUUGCAUAGCACUGCAAUCAUAUGUCUUAAUGAGUUCUGAAUAAAUUUAAAAUGUCUGAAUGUUUUCUACACA
Centropristis striata (black sea bass) is the source of this 1376-nucleotide messenger RNA. Its product is annotated as lysozyme g-like. The transcript is spliced from 6 exons. The record is from RefSeq and is a predicted model, not a curated record. The coding region runs from base 1 to 891 and encodes 296 amino acids. NCBI's taxonomy places the organism in Eukaryota, Metazoa, Chordata, Actinopteri, Perciformes, Serranidae. Gene Ontology annotation, molecular function: lysozyme activity. Gene Ontology annotation, biological process: peptidoglycan catabolic process.